AUGCAAAAAUUAUUUCAGGAAAAAACAUAUUCAUCAGAUUUCGUACUUAUGCCAUGGGAUGAUACCCUUAGAAUAAAUAUAUCAAAUGGGGAUUGUGAAGAAUCGUGUACAAGAUGGGACAUGAUUCUUAAACAAUUAGAUUUAUCAAAUCAAAUUUUAAAUUGUUUGGAUUUAAUCAAUAUUAUAAAAAGUUAUAAUAUCGUAGUAGAUAAAAAUGGAAAACAAAGUCAACCAUUUUGGAAAUUUUUCAUUCUUCAAAAAUAUUUUUCAAAUUUGAAUGAUAAUGAAGUACGAGAGUUUUUUCAAGAAGAUGGCACAUUGUCGACGAUAAGACAUUUAGCAUUAGAAUUAAAAACUCUUGUACCUAAAUUAGAAUUAUUAAAAACUGGUAAAAAUUCUGUGAUAAACCUGCAUCAAAUUCAAAUAGCCAGCCUUUUGGCAAAUGCUUUUUUAUGUACAUUUCCAAAGGGAAAAGCCGAUUGUCCAUCUUUUAAUUUUAUUUCGUUAUAUGAAAGCAGUAUUGGCCCUUCUGUGAAUUGUAACAUUGAAAAACUUAAAUGUAUUGUUCAUUAUUUUAAUAAAAUUAAGAAAAAACACCCUGGUGGCCUUUUAUCUUUUCAUAGAUUAUGCAUUCCUGAUCAUAAAUUUCCCAGAUGGGAUAAAACAUCUGUCGCAUUAACUUCGUUGACUGUUGAUGCGAAAGGAAAAAUUGAAGAUCAGAAUGGAUUUUUGCAAAUGGAUUUUGCCAACAAAUAUGUUGGUGGUGGUGUCUUGGGCAGAGGUUGCGUUCAAGAAGAAAUAAGAUUCAUUAUUUGUCCCGAGUUAAUUGCAGCAAGAUUAUUUACAGAAAGUUUGGCAGAUAAUGAAGCAUUAUUUAUUGCCGGUGCUGAACGAUAUUGCAACUAUUCCGGAUACGCAAGUACUUUUAAAUAUGGCGGAAACUACGAUGACGUCACGGAAAUGGACGAAUCGGGGCGGAGAAAAACUUAUUUAAUUGUUGUCGAUGCCCUUUAUUUCCACCGUUUUCCCGAGCAAUUUCGGGAAAGUAAAAUCCUUAGGGAAUUGAAAAAGGCUUACGUCGGAUUUAAACCGUUGGAAGACGGUCUUCCUCUUCCUCUGGCAACGGGAAAUUGGGGAUGCGGAGCAUUCGGUGGUGAUCCACAACUCAAAUCCUUAAUUCAAUUAAUGGCUUCGUCUCAAGCUCGAAGAAACAUGCUUUAUUUAACGUUCGGAGACUUGGCGUUAAAAAAACAAAUCGAAGAAGUUUAUAAUUUACUCGUUGAAAACAACGUAAACGUCGGGAUGCUGUAUAGAAUUAUUCGUUUGUACCACAGGGAAAAAAGAAAAUCACAAACCGUGUUUCAAUUCGUAAAAGAAUUAAUAGAAAAAAACAAUGAAAAAAGAAAUCAACAAAUUCCCACAACAUCGGAAUUCCGGGCAAUUUCGGCAACUGAAAAUGCAAAGUUAAAUAAUACCACCGAAUGUGCAGACGACGGCGAGGAUUCGAUCAAUUUUCCGGAUAUGGAUGUAGAUUUCGAAGAUUUGGACGAAAACGACGUCAAACGAAAUAAAUUUUCAUUCGAAUGUCAAAGUUCAUCAUCAUCUAACAAAGAGGAAAAAUUUAUUACGACGGAUACGAUUUGGUACGAAAACGAAAUAAAUUUUCACAAAGGAACCAAAGAUCAAACCGUCGAUUUGGAAAAUAAUUUAAGCUCAUCUCAAAAUUUAUUUUCCGAUGAAAAAAUGGAAAAUUUUAGGGAAAAAAAAUCACCGGAAGGUUGCGCGAAUAAUCAAAAUGAUUCCGGAAGUACUAAGGAAUCGAAUUUUCCUCACACAAAAACUCCAAAUGAAGAAAAAAAUAACAAACAACAAUUCAUCAAAUCUGAAAAAAAAUUCGUACAAAAAAAAAUAACGGAUUGUUAUUUUAUAACGAAAAAAUAA
Messenger RNA from Pediculus humanus corporis (human body louse), 1941 nucleotides. RefSeq names its product polyA glycohydrolase, putative. Lineage: Eukaryota; Metazoa; Arthropoda; Insecta; Psocodea; Pediculidae. Gene Ontology annotation, molecular function: poly(ADP-ribose) glycohydrolase activity. The transcript is spliced from 11 exons. The coding region runs from base 1 to 1941 and encodes 646 amino acids. Gene Ontology annotation, cellular component: cytoplasm; nucleus. Gene Ontology annotation, biological process: carbohydrate metabolic process; nucleotide-sugar metabolic process; ATP generation from poly-ADP-D-ribose. The record is from RefSeq and is a predicted model, not a curated record.